Molecule: messenger RNA, 7053 nt
Organism: Diaporthe citri
Lineage: Eukaryota; Fungi; Ascomycota; Sordariomycetes; Diaporthales; Diaporthaceae
Exons: 9
Coding region: 1-7053 (2350 amino acids)
Biological process (GO): secondary metabolite biosynthetic process; fatty acid biosynthetic process
Molecular function (GO): fatty acid synthase activity; phosphopantetheine binding; oxidoreductase activity
Source: RefSeq, a predicted model, not a curated record
AUGGCCGUGCAUUCUGAGCCACCCACCGCUGCAUUUACCGGACCUGACCCUCGUAACGGCAGCACUGCGGAUCAGCGAAAUGGGGACUCCCACAACAAGACUGGCCAGAGCCCUUCUCCCCCAAUAGCCAUCAUCGGAAUUAGUUGCAGGUUUGGCGGAGAUGCCACCAGCCCGUCCAAACUAUGGGAUCUCUGUGCAUCUGCCAAAGAUGCGUGGUCGCCAAUUCCUAGCGAGAGGUUUGAUGGCAAAGCCCUGUAUAAUGGAGACAAGGAGAGGAUAGGCCGAAAUCAUGCCAAGGGCGGGUAUUUCAUGCAGCAGGACGUGGCUGUCUUUGAUGCCGCGUUCUUCAACUUUUCAGCAGAUGUUGCCAGUGAUAUCCGGUCCGGAGAGUCUGAAAUGUCGGUGGUUGGGGCUACAAAUACGAUCCUGAAUCCUGAUUUGUUCAUCAUCAUGUCCACCCUCGGUCUCAUCGGCACCGAUGGUAAAUGUUAUGCAUGGGAUACAAGAGCCGAAGGCUACGGCCGCGGCGAAGGCGUUGCAGCUCUGCUUCUAAAGCCUCUCGAUGCCGCGCUGCGAGACGGCGACAACGUCCACGCAGUCAUCCGAGAGACCGGUAGUAACCAGGACGGCAAGACAACAACCAUCACAUCGCCAUCUCUAGAGUCACAGGUGAAUCUCAUCGAAGACUGCUACAGACGUGCAGGACUGGAUAUCUCGGAAACCGGUUACGUGGAAGCCCAUAUGACCGGCACCCUGACGGGAGACGCCGUGGAAGCGGAAGCGCUAGCGAGGACUUUCGGCAAGAGUCGAGAGGCCGGCGAUCCCGUCCUCGUCGGGUCUGUGAAGACCAACAUUGGCCACACUGAGCCCGUGAGUGGUCUGGCGGCGGUGAUCAAGGCCAUCUAUACACUGAAGACGGGACUGGUGGCGCCGAAUCUGAAUUACAAAGAGACCAAUCCGAACAUUCCGCUGAGCGAUUGGAACCUGGAGUCCCGCGUGUACGUCCUUAGUGCAAAGGACUCAGCUGCAACGCGAGACAUAGCAAACGAGACAGCGGCCUACAUUCGAAGAACUGCCGGGAGUGACUUGUCUCCGUCGCCUGCUGACCUGGCGUAUACCCUAACGGAACGGAAGACACUGUUUCCCUGGAUGGCCGCAGUCAGAGCCAGCAGCCUGGCCGAGUUGGCCGAUCAGCUGGAAAGCAAGGCCCUGGAGGUCAACCAUGCAGCAAAGCGCCCGAGACUCGGGUUCGUUUUCAACGGCCAAGGUGCUCAGUGGCACGCAAUGGGCCGGGAGCUUAUCAACGCAUACCCGGUGUUUGGCUCCGCUAUUCGGCAAGCUGAUGAGAUCCUGCGGGACUUCGGCGCGAACUGGUCACUGCAAGAGGAGUUAGGACGUGAUCCAAAGUCCACCCGCGUCAGUGAAGUAAACAUCAGCCAACCUAUUAGCGUCGCACUACAACUGUGUCUGGUAGACCUGUUGGAAUCAUGGAACGUCAAACCUUCGGCUGUGACAAGCCACUCCAGCGGUGAAAUCGCUGCUGCAUACGCGGUGGGGCUCUUGACAUUCAAAGAGGCACUGGGAGUUGUCUACUACCGGGGAGAACUCGCACUCAAAUACCAGAAGCUGUCUCGCGUCCAGGGCGGGAUGCUUGCAGCUGGUAUCGGCCCUGAAGAUGCUGAGAAGUACAUAGCUGACACGAAGGCCGGCCGCGUUGUAGUUGCAUGUGUCAACAGCCCAAGCAGUGUCACCCUAUCCGGCGAUUUAGCUGGCAUCGAUGAGGUAUUGGCAUUGCUGGAGGAAGACGGGAUAUUUGCCAGGAAGCUGAAGGUUCCCCUGGCAUAUCAUUCUCACCACAUGGCUGCUAUGGCUCAAGAUUAUACCGAGUCGCUGCGGAAGACUCUCUGCAGUCCUGGAUCUGGUUGGAACGGGGUCACCUUCACAUCACCUGUGACAGGGGACAUUCUUACGGAUGCAGAGUCCCUUAGCCCCGAGCACUGGGUUCGAAACCUGACGAGCCGGGUACUCUUCAGCCAGGCCUUUGAAAAGAUGGUCUCCGGCACAACCCCCGGCGCAGGCUCCCACAUCGACAUGAUCGUGGAAGUCGGGGCUCACAGCACUCUGUCGGGGCCUAUCAGGCAGAUUCUUGGAGAGAGAAAACUGCCUUACGUCUCCUGUCUGAAAAGACCGUCCAAUGCCGUCCAUACCAUGCAAGAUUUGGCCAGCAAGCUUAUCAGUCAUGGAUACCCGGUGCUAUCGAAUGCCGUCAACUUCCCCUAUUGCAACGCGAAGCCUACUUUCGUCGACGACCUCCCGACGUACCGCUGGAACCACGCCACUCGGUACUGGUGGGAGCCAAGACUCAACAAAGAAAUCAGAUAUAAGCCCUUUCAACCCCACGAGCUUUUGGGUACGUCACUCGCAGGGGCGAACGGCCUGACCAGCACAUGGCGCAACAUCCUGCGCCUUUCUGACAUCCCCUGGUUGGUUGAUCACCAGCUCGAGUCCAACGUCGUCUUGCCCGGCGCCUCGUACGUCGCAAUGGCUAUAGAGGCAGCCCGCCUCGUGACAGACGCAUCGGAGGAGAGCAUCACCGGCUACCGCCUCAAGGAUGUCGACAUAAGGAACGCCCUCAUAGUUCCCGAAUCGUCCACAGGUGUCGAGAUGCAGUUCAGCUUGAGGCCUUGCCGAAAUGGAGAUGAGGAGUACAAGGGCUAUUUCGAGUUCGAAGUAUCCUCGCUGGGUGUGCGCGAUGAGUGGGUCCUGAACUGCACAGGCUAUGUGCUCGCUGAGGCGACUUCCACGACUGGCGGGAGCUCUGCGCGGAAGGAAAGUUCUCCACAAGUCCCACGAGAUGAUGAUUUCUUCGUCAAGGACACAGAUGUCAGGCACAUCGAAGUGGAGGCUGUCUUCAGCGGCCUCCGUGACAUGGGCUUCUACCAUGGUCCUAUGUUCCAAAAUCUGGUCGAUAGCCGUACGGCAUCGGGAAGGGCAAUAACGAACCUGUCUAUCGCCGAGGUCGCCACAGCUUCUGAUGGUUACGUGCUCCACCCUACGACUCUGGACUCCAUCAUUCAAGCUACGUACAGUGGCCUUCCGGAAGGGACGCGGGAGAAGAGCAUGGUCAUUCCACGAUCCAUACAGGAACUCUACGUCCCCAAGGGGGUCAACAGGCGCAGUGGCGAAAAGCUGCGGGCUUUUACUGAGCUUUUGGGAUCCAGUCGGCGAGGCUUCACGUCUUCAGCUACUGUGGUCAGCCCCGAAAACCCCAAAUCAGAUGCUGCACUGAGAAUCGAUGGGUUCUUCGGCCAGGCGGUCCCGAAAAGCACUCUGCCAGAAACGGAGCCGCAAACAGCACAGAUCUGUUCCACUAGCACAUGGAAGGCGGAGAUCCUCCACGGAAUACCGGACUCCGUGCGAGAGCCAAUGGAGAUCACGCUGAGAGACAGCGAGCGGGACUUCGAGAAGAAGCUUAUCCGCGCCUCUUACAUCUUCAUUCACGACGCAGUUGCACAGCUGGAAGGGAAGAGUCCCGAGACCUGGGAAUGGCACCACAAGAUCUUCUACGCUUGGAUGAGGAAGAUAGUCGACCUUGGCAACCGUGGGGAGUUAGGCCCCAACAGCAAGAGAUGGGCCAAGACUACCAAGGGCAUGAAGCAGAAGCUCGUAGACGAGCUCUGCGCUGGUGAUGCAUCGGGCCAGUUGGUCGCUCGGGUGGGCCAGAGCCUUGCAAGCAUCGUCAGCGGGGAGAUCACGCCCCUGGAGCUGAUGAUGGAGGGGAAUCUCCUGAACCAGUACUACAUGGACCUUCCUCGUCUGAAGAACCGAACAUACAAACAUCUAGCUACGGUUUCAGAGCUUUACGCUGCCAAUAUUCCCGGUGCCAAAAUCCUGGAGAUCGGGGCUGGUACCGGAGGAGCAACGAAGAUCGUCCUCGAAGCGUUCAGUGCUGGUGGCAACGGGUCAUCUCUUGGCCACUACACCUUCACCGAUGUGUCAAGUGGGUUCUUUGAGGCAGGCAAGAAGAAACUACACCAGUGGAACAGCCUGAUGGAUUUCAAGAAGCUCGACAUCGAAGCCGACCCGCUCACGCAGACUUUCGAAGCUGGCCAAUACGACAUCAUUGUGGCAUCAAUGGUCCUCCAUGCCACGAAGAGCUUGAAGAGAACAAUGUCAAACGUCCGGAAACUCCUGAGACCAGGCGGAAAACUUGUCCUCGUCGAGGCUACCCAGGACAGCCUCGACAGCCAGCUCAUAUUUGGGACUGUCCCGGGUUGGUGGCUAAGCGAGGAACCGGAUCGAAAUAUGAGUCCCAAUGCCCCUCUAGGAACAUGGGUCAGUGUUCUCAAGGACACGGGCUAUAGUGGUGUCGACUUCGAGAUAGGAGACUGUGAUGACCCCAGCCUCCAGUCAACUAGUAUCAUCAUUUCCACGGCAACCCAGGACACGUCUUACCCGUCGCAGAUCUCCAUUGUGGACGCGGGGUCAGCUCCAGGGCCAUGGUUGGAAGAGCUGAGGCAGAAGAUUCACGCACAGACUGGUGUUUUGCCAAUCAUCGAGAACUUGGCUCAAGCAGUAGUCUCUGAUGACAAGGUUUACGUGCUGACACUCGACUGGGGCAAGCCCUUCUUGGCUGAGAUUGACGAGUCCCCGUUCACCAAGCUCCGAGACAUCCUUGCUGGCAGCCGGGGCGUCCUGUGGCUAAGUAUGAGUGACACCUCAGAUGUCUCUGAGCCACAGUACGAAUUAUCGACAGGCCUGCUGCGGACUCUAAGGCAAGAAGACUCGACGAAGCGAUACAUUCGGCUGGGCUUUGAUGAAGCUACCGAAGCUUGGGCUGGCAGCCAGAUUGAACAUAUCGUGCGGAUUUUCCAGUCGGGCUUCGACUACAACACAGACAUAUCCAACAUUGAUUUCGAGUAUCUUGUGAGGGAUGGGGUUCUUCACGUACCGAGGGUCUACCCAAAUCCAGAACAGGACGCCUCGAUCCAAGACAGUGAGGCCGGCCCCACACCAGCACUACAGCCCUUCCGACCGCAGGAACAAGACCUUGUCUGGGACCCGGAGCUCCCGGGUGGAACUACCUUCACCGAAAGAUUGGCCACCGAGGACCUUGCCGAAGGAAGCUUAGAAGUCGAAUCAAAAGCCCUGGGCAUCAGUCACCGCGAUGUGUUGGCAGCCUCAGACCAAGGCCACGACGGACACGACUUCGCCGGAGUCAUUUCCAGGCUCACACCAGGUGAUCAGAGUGGCCUUAAAGUCGGUGAUAGAGUCUGCGGUAUAGCGAAGGGCCGCUUUUCAACCAGAGGUCGCGCACCAGUGACCACCGUUGUCAAGAUCCCUGACGCUAUGUCCUGGGAAGAAGCAGCGGCUUUUCCCACAGCAUUUACCACGGCGUACCAGGCACUGUUUGGGAUCGCCAGGCUCCAGGGCGGCGAGAAGGUCCUCGUGACCGACGCAGCGGCUAGCAGUAUUGGUCGGGCGGCGGUCACACUCGCAAAGAUUGCCGGGGCAGAGGUGUUUGCGACAUACGGAGCCGAAGCCGAGCAAGACCUGUUGGUUAACAACCACGGGGUCGAUAAAAGCCGCCUGUUUGGGCAUUUUGACGCGGACUUCCUGGCCGCUGCUAUGGCACAGACACAGGGAGCCGGCUUUUCCGUGUUUCUCGGGCACAAAGACGAAUUUGUGCACGAGGCGCUUGUGGGGAGCAUGCGAAAGUUCCAGAGCUCCGACUUGCCUCACCCUUGGAACAUUGAAAGCUUUUCUUUACCGAACAUUGGCAAGGCAUUGAAGCAGAGUGGAGAGGAGCCUCACAGGCAGAUUGUCUUGAAUGUGCAGGAAGGAGGCGAGGUCAAUGUAAUCCCCCGGCCAUUCAGUCUGGAUGACCCAGACUCGUCUUACCUGAUCGUGGGCGGGCUGGGUGGUAUUGGCCGAACUGUGGCCACAUGGCUAUUUGAGAAAGGCGCAAAGAACAUCAUCGUCACGUCGCGGAAGGCGGAGUCGCACCCGUCCGCCCCUGAACUCUCAAGGCUGGCGGCGGCUGCCGGCUGCCGGGUCCUCCUCCGGAACUGCGACACGACGCAGGAGGCUGAGCUUGUCGCCCUUAUCAACGAGGCUUCAAAGGACCUGCCACCCAUCCGUGGGGUGAUCAACGCGGCCAUGGUUCUCGAUGAUACCGUUGUGGAACGCAUGACCUUCACACAAUGGCGCCGUGCCGUCUCGGCCAAGGUUUCCACGACCUUGAAUCUCCACAACAACCUUCCCGGCCUGUCCUUCUUCAUUGUACUCUCCUCGGUGACAGGCGUAAUUGGUUCCGUCUCUCAAGCCAACUACGCAGUGGGAAACACCUUCCAGGAUGCCUUUGCCCGCUACAGGACCAAGCAUGGACAACCCGCUGUAGCACUUGACCUCAGCGCCGUCGCCUCCGCCGGCUUUGUGGCCGAGGCGGGCGAGGCCGCCCGCUCGCACAUCGAGAAGCUCGGGUCUGUCUCCGUGGAGAUAGACGCCGUGCUCAGGCUCGUCGAGGCUGCAAUCCGGAACCCCCUGCGCAAAUCGGCCGACGAGAGUCAGGUCAUCGUGGGUCUGGCUCCGUGGGAGGGCCUCGACGACGGUGCGGCUACCAGAAGGGACCGGCGAUUCGGUACCCUGCGGCUGGGCGUGUUGCGGGAUACCUCUGGUGGAGAGGGCGAUGGCGCGGCCAACUCAGGGGCCGGGAGCAAGUCGAGCGCAGCCGCCAUCCAGAAGAGCCUAGGGGACAUCGGAUCCCUAACGAGGGGCAAAGCAGAGUCGGUCAUAGCGGAUGCCACAGCGGACAAGCUGGCAGGCAUUUUCAACGUUCCAGAGUCGAAUAUCGACCAUUCUCUGCCACUAUCGCAGUACGGAGUCGACUCGCUGGUGGCCGUGGACUUGCGGAACUGGCUGAGUGCUGCGGUCAAGGCCAAGGUUUCCAUCUUUGAGAUUCUCCACAAUGCGUCGCUGACAGAAUUCGCUGGUCUGGUCGUGACCAAAAGCGAGAUGUUGAAAGGGGUCGUGGAGGAAGUGACAGGCAAAUAA